Messenger RNA from Peronospora matthiolae, 252 nucleotides. The record is from the annotation of a GenBank genome assembly. Lineage: Eukaryota; Oomycota; Peronosporomycetes; Peronosporales; Peronosporaceae.
AUGAUGAGCUCGCUUAGCUUUUUCUCCACGGGUGCGUAUGCCAUCCAGCUGCCCAACACACACAACAUCUCGAUCUCGCUCUACGUGGUGGUCAUUCUCGUGCUAGUGGUGUACAUCCCAGGCCUGCCCGUCAUGUAUAGCCACAUGCUCACGCAGCGUAACCGUGCGUACUCCAAGACAAAGAUCAAGACUGCUUCGAGCAGGAUGCGACAAGAGAAGAAUGAGAAUUGGCAAGAAGCGAUCGUGUUUUGA